Prorocentrum cordatum is the source of this 549-nucleotide messenger RNA. Lineage: Eukaryota; Dinophyceae; Prorocentrales; Prorocentraceae. The record is from the annotation of a GenBank genome assembly.
CUGAAGGUGCAGCAGGGGGGCCUCUGCACGGAGGAGGCGGAGGACCAGCCCACAGUGAAGGAGAGGUCGACGGUGCUGGCCGCCGAGAGGGGCACUCUCGGGGCGAUCAGUUGCUGGCUGGAGGAGGAGAGCAGGUGCUGCGCGCAGUCGGUGCUGGAGCGCAGGCUGGACAGUGUUCUGACUUCUCGCCCCGCUGCUUCUGCAUCGGAGGUGGUGCCUCCCAAGACGAAGAAGAACAGGUGGUCCCGCCAGCAGGACAGGGAGGCAUUGGUGGAGAGCUUGAUCGACCAGGUCGUCCGUGACCGCGGCUAUGUCUCCACAGGCGGGAACGCUCACGAUUUCAAGAACUUUAAGAGCAAUGGUGUCGCCGAGCAGAGCGUCUUCUGGGGCCUCGACACGCUGGGCAAUGGCACGGACAACGGGGAAGACGAGAAGAAAGACCACGGGCAUAAUCCCGUGGGCGCAGGGCUCUACGGCCACGUCGGUAGCGGAGACUUGGGCUCUGACGUGUACGAUCUCGACGACGACGAGUUCACAAGCGGCAUCCCU